Molecule: messenger RNA, 1898 nt
Organism: Cinara cedri
Lineage: Eukaryota; Metazoa; Arthropoda; Insecta; Hemiptera; Aphididae
Source: the annotation of a GenBank genome assembly
GGUUAGGAAAAUAAUUUAUAUUUUUUUAAACGAUAUUAUAAUACUUAAAUUUAUAAUAUUUUUUCUUAAUAUAAGUGUUCAAUUAUUAAUUAAUUAAUAUUAAUAGUAUCGGUCGCAUUCGCGAUGCGGAUCACACAAGUGCUGUACAAACAUAAUAUCGGACGUCUCAUCAAAUGGCAAUGGCGAUCCCAGCGCAAGAAGACCUUAAUUAUGACAAACGCGGAAAAAAUUCUCUCGUCUUAUAAUAUACCAAUUGAGGACGCCAAACAGGUGAUACGGGAACCAUUAUUUGAGGCUCAAAAACAAGACAUUAAAACGAUUAUGGAAAAUAUUGUCGGACCAGCCGAAUUGCCACCUGAAGAAAAUAACACACAUCCAUUUUGGCACGACGAUCCAUGUUAUGUAUACGAAGAUCAUAAUAUUUUAGUUCGUGGUAUCGAACAAGCCAAAGUAUUUACUAAUUCAAUUGAACCCAUACCUGGCCUGCCACAGUAUUUUAAUGAACUCUACGAAGCAUACAAAUUACCCAAUCAAGAUGAACAUAUUCAAAGAGUUAUCACAGCAUCUAUUAUAUAUGAUGCAGUGCAAGAGAAAUUACCCAUUAGAAAAGAUCCGAAAAGACCUGCAUGGAAGUUUCCUAGAGAUUACGGUAUUCCGGACAAAAGACGUAACAAUUUAAUUGUAAGUAGGCUGCUACAAUUAUGCGAAUCCAGUGUUGGACACAUGUGCUCAAAUAAAAUAGUUGCUAAAGAUGUUUUUUUUAAAGUGCCUUUGGAAAGAAAUGGAAAUGUAAGCCUCAAUGUAAGGGCUGAUUUACUGCUUUUAUCUGAUAAUGCUUUAGCUCCCUACACAGAUGACAUUCAAGGGGAACUACCAAAUUUAUUUCCAUUAGAUUAUAAAAUAUCAUUAGAUGAGAUAAAUAUUUAUCAUAAAAAUGAGUUUAUUUCACCUAUUAAAGGAAAAUUUAAUAAUAUCCACACAGCAUUUAUACAUUACAAUGAAACAGAGGUAAAGAAUUUGUAUGAAACACCAGUAGUACAAUCACAAAUUAUUGGAAGAUCAUUGAUGAAAUGUUAUGCUUUUGCCAUUGCUAAUGCCAAGUCUAAAUAUGGAGAAGACAUUAAAGAAUUACCAGAACCUAUUACAUUACAAUGUAUACAUACAAAUGCACAAUGGUUCCAUUUUUCAGUUUUUCAAUUGAAUAGUUUAGCUAGUCCUGAAGAAGAUGGAAAGAAAAACAUUUACUGGCAAACACCGUUGUUAGAUAUCUACAAAAAAUGUGGUUUUGAUGGAGGUAUACCGGUUUUAGAAGGAUACAAUCCAGAAGUAUUCAAACAUUUUUUGUCGUUUUAUAUGAAUGGUAUUGACUACGAGCAUAAGUAAUUUGUAUUAGUUUUAUAAAUUAUUAUAUAUAUUAUAUAGUUGGCUAUAUUAUAUAUAUUAUUAUAUAUUUGGCUAUAUUAUAUAUAUUAUUAUAUAUUUGGCUACAAUAAAAUACCUAGUCUGUUGAAAAAAUAAAUUGUAAUUUAAUUAAGUUAGAAUUAUUAUUAUGAUCUAAUUUUGGUCAAUUAACAUUUUCUAUAAUAUUUUUAAUGAGCAAAAUAUAAAUAGUGAAUUAAUUUAUUUGAUACUUAGUAUCAAUUUGUUUGGCAUAGUUAUUUCAUUAAUGGUUAAAGAAUCCUUAUUAAAGAAAUUUUGAUUUCACACAAUUAAUUAUAAAAGAAAAAAUUUGGAUUUAUGAUUUUAAUAAGUUUCAGGAUUACAUGCUAUAACAAGUUAAACCCAAAUAUUUUAAUUUAUAAAUAAAUUAUGAAAUGAGAGAAAGUAAAAGCUAAUAAUGACUUUAAAAUUAAAAUUUAUUAUUCUAGGUAUAUUAAAUUGUUAAAUUAAUGUUUACG